Messenger RNA from Octopus sinensis (East Asian common octopus), 627 nucleotides. RefSeq lists its product as uncharacterized. NCBI's taxonomy places the organism in Eukaryota, Metazoa, Mollusca, Cephalopoda, Octopoda, Octopodidae. The record is from RefSeq and is a predicted model, not a curated record. The transcript has a single exon. Bases 1 to 627 code for a protein of 208 amino acids.
AUGAUUGAUAACCAAGAUCAGGGUUGUAUUACAUAUACAACAAAUCACUUACUGUUUAUGGAUGAUCUAAAAAUAUUUUCACAAAAAGAAGAUACAAUGAUGAAUAUGAUGAAUGAGGUAAAUAAUUUCUUCGAAGCUGUCGGACUGGAAAAAAAUGUCGAAAAGUCUGCAACUAAUCUCACAAACCUUGGGUCUGAAGCUAAAUUGCUUGAUGGGAUGGAAGGUUACAGAUAUCUUGGAGUGUUAGAAGAUAGAAGAAGCGAUGUAUUGAAAAGCGAAGUAUUGAAGGCACUCUUUGGGGAACUAAAAAAGAGGAUCGACAAUUUUUCCAAGACCAAACUAAACUCGUGUAAAUUAUUUAAAGCCAUAAAUGAACACGCAUUAUCCCUCUAUAACUAUUAUAUUGGGCUUGUUGACAUUGAGCCACUUGAGUUUGAACAAAUUGACAAAAAUGUACGCAGCAUUCUUGUACAUCAUCAAAUUCAUUUGAAGCCUACAAACAAGGAAAGGCUUUACCUCCCAAGAGAUCAAUUUGGAAGAGGAUUUGUAUCCAUUACUCAUAAAAGUGAACGGAUACUACUUCAAUUCCUCCGUGAUCUUGGAAAAAAAUCUCGUUACUGCAUAUGA